This is a messenger RNA of Melopsittacus undulatus (budgerigar), 555 nucleotides long. Its product is annotated as transcription factor 15-like. The coding region runs from base 1 to 555 and encodes 184 amino acids. NCBI's taxonomy places the organism in Eukaryota, Metazoa, Chordata, Aves, Psittaciformes, Psittaculidae. Gene Ontology annotation, biological process: developmental process; regulation of transcription by RNA polymerase II. The record is from RefSeq and is a predicted model, not a curated record. Gene Ontology annotation, molecular function: DNA-binding transcription factor activity, RNA polymerase II-specific; protein dimerization activity; RNA polymerase II transcription regulatory region sequence-specific DNA binding. The transcript has a single exon.
AUGAAGGCCGGCGGGGGGGCGGCGGGUUCGGGCUGCGGGAGGCGGCGGCGACGGGCGCGGGGCUGCGGCGUGGGGCGGCGGGCGGCGGCCAACGCCCGGGAGAGGGACCGCACGCACAGCGUGAACGCGGCCUUCGGCGCCCUCCGCCGGCUCAUCCCCACCCGGCCGGCUGACCGCCGGCUCUCCAAGGUGGAGACGCUGCGCCUGGCCGCCAGCUACAUCGCGCACCUGGCCAACGUGCUGCUGCUGGAGCAGGCCGAGGGCACGGCGGCCGCCCAGCCCUGCCCACAGCCUGUGCCGCCAGGCACCACCGCGCCGCGACCCAUCUGCACCUUCUGCCUGAGCGAGCAGCGGAAGCGGGUAAGGGCCCAGCCAAUGCCAGUCUUGGGAGUGAUCCUCUGGGAGGGUGGCUCUCAGUCUACACUGUGGGUUUGGGAUUGUCCCAGCCUAGGGUUUAGGGCGUCUUCGGUGUCCUCUAACCUGGGCUUUUCAUCUCUGGCACAGCACCAAGAAGAAGAGAAACCACCUCCUGGUCCAGCCAUAGGUGGACAUUGA